Messenger RNA from Helicoverpa armigera (cotton bollworm), 10566 nucleotides. Its product is annotated as fibrillin-2. Gene Ontology annotation, molecular function: calcium ion binding. The transcript has 54 exons. The record is from RefSeq and is a predicted model, not a curated record. Lineage: Eukaryota; Metazoa; Arthropoda; Insecta; Lepidoptera; Noctuidae. The coding region runs from base 173 to 9232 and encodes 3019 amino acids.
AUUUUAGUUGUCAGUCGGGAGCGUGCCGUGGAUCGAGACGGUUCUCCCAUUCGGUCGGCGCGGGAAUCCGUGCGCGUUUUAUCAUCCAUCCGGUCGUAUCAUCACCUACAAACGAACCACUCUUGACCAGCGAACAGUAUUCUGGUUGCCCUCCACAGAGGAAUCCAGUGGCAUGGGUGAUGGUUCCAAGAUGACAAUGUGGCGGCUGGUGGCGGCGGUGGCGGUGGUGUGCGCAUGCGCUCACGUGGCCGCGGCGGAUGCGCGCGCGCCGCAGCCGACGCGGCCGCCGCGCCUGUGGCCCCGCGCGCCGCGCACUCUCUCAGAGCGCAAGCCUAACCAUUUCGUAGGCCCCCACGUAUGCCGAUCUCGUAACAGCACGCAUUGCUGUCCCGGAUGGACGUCCAGGCCGAAUUCUUUACUUUGUAUAGUCCCUGUAUGCCGCCCUGACUGCGGCUCCCCCGGAGCCUGUGUGGCUCCAAACAUGUGUCGAUGUGCCAGUGGCGUAGAAGCGCCCUCUUGCGGCGGCGGCGGGCUCUAUCCGUAUCCUGUACGGACGCCGGGCGGCUGUCGUCGUAUCUGUAUGAACGGCGGCACGUGUUCGAACGGUACUUGCUCCUGCGCACCUGGUUGGAGCGGAGAAUUUUGUACUGAACCUAUAUGUAGGGAGCCAUGUUUGCACGGCGGUCGAUGUAUAGCGCCGGACAGGUGUGUCUGUUUCCACGGACUGUCAGGGACGAGGUGCGAGAUCGAUAGGCGAACUGGUCCUUGUUACACGGACACUCGCGGCGCACUGUGCACGGGCGCGCUGGAAGGCGUGGUGUGCACCAAGCAGCUGUGCUGUGCCACCGUGGGAGUGGCCUGGGGACAUCCUUGCGAACGUUGCGGAGAUCUCGACUGUCCACAGGGACACUUGAGGAACUUGGCGACCAAGGAGUGUCAGGACAUAGACGAAUGUGCAGCAGUGCCCGGUCUAUGUCAGGGCGGUAAAUGUAUCAACUCGAUCGGUUCGUUCUCGUGCGAGUGUCCGCCGGGACAGAGGCGACAUCGGGUCACUAACAACUGCGAAGAUAUUGACGAGUGCGAGGACCCCGAUAUUUGUCCUAACGGCAAAUGUGUGAACACUGAAGGCGACUACUACUGUCUAUGCAACCCUCACUUCAUUCCCAGUCCGGACAAGAAGUUCUGUAUAGACGGUCGAGUGGGCAGCUGCUUCACGUACAUGAGCGACACGGGCGAGUGCGCGGACCGGCUGCCGAUGCCGCUGUCCAACCGCGACUGCUGCUGCGGGUACAACAUGGGCCGCGCCUGGGGGGACCUGUGCACGCCCUGCCCGCCCAGGGGAUCCACGGAAUGGACACACCUGUGCGGCGGCGGCGCGAUCCCGCCGAACUGGCGCCGCAACGUGACGGGCGGCGCCGACGACGGCGGCGGCGGCAGCUACGAGCCGCCCGCCAUCGCGAAGAUCAACGAGUGCAUGCUUAGGAACGGCAUCUGUGGGCUUGGAACUUGUGUGGAUAAGGAUAUUGGGUAUCAAUGUGACUGUUGGGACGGCGCUGAAUCAGUGGUACAAGACGGCAACCCAACAUGUAUCGAUAUCGACGAAUGUGCUCUCGAAUACUGUAAAGGAGGAUCUUGCAUCAACAGGCCCGGCGGAUUUGACUGCAGGUGUCCGCCCGGCUUCGACCCGAUUGAAGGAGGUUUGAGAUGCAGCGACAAAAACGAAUGUGAAUCGACGCAUGGAGGCAUGUGUACUAAUGGAGUUUGUAGGAACAGUGAUGGAGGUUACGAGUGCGUAUGCAAUCCCGGCUACGAGUCCACAGAAACAGGGCACGCAUGCCGCGACGUGGACGAGUGCCGCGACAACCCGCGCGUGUGCCGCCGCGGCCGCUGCCGCAACUCGCCCGGCGGGUACGACUGCGACUGCGAGCACGGCUUCCAUAUCUCCGCCGGAGGAUACUGCACCGAUAUCGAUGAGUGUGCCGAUAAGAGUGUUUGUCAGGGAGGUCGCUGCGUGAACAGCGAAGGUUCGUUCCAGUGCGUGUGUGAAGCUGGCUACAGACCCACGCCUGACCGCGGCGCCUGUGUGGACGUCAACGAGUGUUCGGAACAACGCGUCUGUAGGAAUGGACGCUGCCACAACACUCCUGGAUCCUUCAGAUGCGAGUGUCUGCCUGGAUUCACUCUCAGCAAUGAUGGCAGGACUUGUCUUGACGAGGUACAAGACUUGUGUUACGAGAAAUACGAAGAAGGACAUUGUACACUGCCCGGACAGAAUCCAGUAACUAGGUCUCAAUGCUGUUGCAGUUCAAGUAAAGGACUCCACUUAGGCUGGGGUGUGGCUUGCAAAGCGUGUCCUGAACGUGGAAGCAAGGAGUACGACAUCCUCUGCCCCGAAGGCUCCAGCAAAGACAACGGAGGUGCCGACAUUAACGAGUGCACCAUGAUCCCCGGCAUCUGUCCGCACGGCACCUGCGAGAACCUGGAGCCGGGGUACAAGUGCAUCUGUGACCCUGGCUUCCAUCCCGACGCUGAUGGCAUCUGCAGGGAUAUUGAUGAAUGUGAUAUGCAUCAGUCUUACUGCACGGGCGGGCAGUGCCGCAACACUCCGGGCAGCUUCUCGUGCGUGUGUCCGGCGGGCACGCGGCACGAGCCGGACGAGCAGAUCUGCCGCGACAUAGACGAGUGCGAGGGUGAGACUCUUUUCCGCCUCAGGGAAUACGACCGCGGGGACAUCCCCUCUCUGAUCCCCAUCGGAACAGAACAAUCGAACCCGUGCGAUAACGGGCGCUGCAUCAACUCGCACGGCAGCUACGAGUGCGAGUGUGAAAACGGAUUCGUUCUCGAUGCCACCGCUCAGCAUUGUAUCGACAACCGUCGCGGGUCGUGCUGGCGGCGCGUGGUGGACGGGCAGUGCGAGGCGGCGGCGCUGCGGCCGCUGCUGCGGCAGGAGUGCUGCUGCAGCGUGGGGCUGGCGUGGGGGUCGCCCUGCGAGCCCUGCGACCCCGACCACUGCCCCUGUCCUAAGGGAUUCGCUAAGUUGGACGGUGCUACAUGUCGUGACGUGGACGAGUGCCAGCUAGAUUCAGAGCUGUGCAUCGGUGGUAAUUGUGUUAACACUGAUGGCUCUUACAAAUGUGAAUGUCCACCUGGUUUAGCGCUUGAUACUACAGGAAACCGAUGCGUGGACACUCGUCGUGAAUACUGCUACACAGACUUCAUCGGCGGGCGUUGUUCCAACCCUCUCCAGAUUGAAGUGUUACGAGCGGUUUGUUGUUGUUCGUCUCUCGGGAAAGCCUGGGGCGAUGGACGAUGCGAACCUUGUCCUAAGAAGGGAACGGAUUCCUACCGCAAUCUUUGCAUCUCCGAAGGCACGGGUCACCCGCCCACCGUCUGGGACCGUCCCGGCGAUCCCUCCGGUAACGGCACUGGCAUAUGGGGGGACGGCAGUCACGGUGGUGGCGACGGCAGCGACUACGACUGGGGACACGGCGGGGGAGACAACUGGGGGAACGUCACUGGAGACAGCUGGCACAAAACUCCGGGGCUCAUCCCUGGCCAGAUGGAAGUCAAUGAGUGCGCGGCCUUCCCUGGUCUGUGUGGACAUGGACGCUGCAGGAAUCUUGUUGGAACCUUCACGUGUGACUGCUUCCCCGGUUAUGAAAAGGACUCGAAGAACCACACGUGUGUUGACGUGAACGAGUGCGAGAUAGUGGACGGCGUGUGCGGCGCCGGCGACUGCCGCAACACUGACGGCAGCUUCUCCUGCACCUGCCAUCCCGGGCACAAGGCUGAUGACUUCUCUAAAGUUUGUGUCGACAUAGACGAGUGCUUGGAGAACCGCGCGCUGUGCCGCGGCGGGCGCUGCGUGAACACGGCGGGCUCGUUCCGCUGCGAGUGCGGCGCCGGCAUGGAGCUGGCGCCCGACCGCCUCUCCUGCAAGGACGUCGACGAGUGCUCCAUCACCUCGGGAAUUUGCAGCAACGGUGCCUGCGAGAACCUCAUGGGUACAUACCAAUGUGUAUGCGACGAGGGCUACGCGCAGUCGACCGUCAAGUCGCACUGCGAGGACAUUGACGAGUGCACUGAGGACCCCACGAGGUGUCAGCACGAGUGUGUUAAUACGCCUGGGUCUUAUCAUUGUACUUGUAGAGACGGCUGGCACCUCCGCGCGGACGGGCGCACGUGCCGCGACAUCGACGAGUGCGGGCGCGGCGCGCGGCCCUGCGGCGGCGGCACGUGCCGCAACACGCCCGGGGGAUACGUCUGCACCUGCACUGACGGCCUGCUGCCCUCGCCUGAUGACGCUAAACCCACCUGCCAUGAUAUCGAUGAGUGUGCUGAUGUGCCUGAUCUCUGCGGUGCUGGUGAAUGCCACAACACGAUCGGCAGCUUUGUAUGCCGCUGUCCGGACGGCUACAGCGUGAAGCCGGAGCAGGGCCCCGCCUGCACCGACGACGACGAGUGCGAGCUCGGCACCUGCGACUGCCAUCCUGCUGCCGACUGCAUCAACCUGCCGGGUUCAUUCCAAUGCCGCUGCCGCGACGGCUGGCGCGGCGACGGCACGGAGUGCGAGGACAUCGACGAGUGCCUCACCAACAACGGCGGCUGUCAUCCGCGCGCUACGUGCACCAAUACUGACGGGUCAUUCAUGUGUCUGUGUGAUACUGGAUAUAAGGGCGAUGGUUAUUCUUGCGUGGACAUCGAUGAGUGCGCUAACGACCCAACAUUGUGUGAAAACGGUCACUGCACGAACACACCUGGCGGUUACGAGUGUGAUUGUGACGUCGGCUUCACUAAGUCUCCUGAUGGCAGAUCUUGUCUCGACAUGGACGAGUGCGCGACGUUCGACAACGUGUGCGUGUUCGGGCGCUGCGUCAACACAUACGGCAUGUUCAAGUGCAUCUGCGACAAGGGAUACCAGUCCGACAGCAUUGAUGACUUGAUGCCCGGGUUCAACUGCACGGACGUGGACGAGUGCAAGUCGCCGCAGUCGUGCCAGUACGGGCAGUGCGUGAACACGCAGGGCUCCUACAUCUGCCGCUGCCCGCCCAACUACGAGCUCGUCUCCGACGGCACCGCUUGCUACGAUUCAAGAAAGGCUCGAUGCUACGGUAAAGUGGACCUGAAGUCUGGCGCAGAACACUGUCGCGAUAGUGAUGAACUCUCUGAAGAUGGCACCAUGGCCGCUUGCUGUUGUUCCGUUGGUGCUGCUUGGGGCAACUAUUGUGAUUUAUGUCCUGAGCCUGGCUCGGAAGCUUACAGACAACUUUGUCCUGGUGGUCCCGGAUAUCAACCUGUUCUCGAACCUCCGUCGUACGUAGUAACCCUAGCCGACAUAGACGAGUGCACACAGCACCCAGCUCUGUGCGCGCACGGCACGUGCACCAACACGUUCGGCUCCUUCGUGUGCACGUGCGGCGACGGCUGGCAGCUGUCGCCCGACGAGCAGCGCUGCGAUGAUGUGGACGAGUGUGCCGUGCCGGGGAUCUGUGGGCCCGGGAUAUGCAGGAACAUGCAGGGGUCUUAUGUGUGUUUGUGUCCCGAGGGAUAUGUCGCUAUGCCUAAUGGAAAGGAGUGCGUGGACGUGCGUCAACGUCAAUGCUACAUGGACUGGGACCCCGACACGGGCCGCUGCACCGGAGCCGCAGGGGUACCACAAACCAAGUACUUGUGUUGUUGCUCCGUCGGCAAGGCCUGGGGGGCUCCCUGCGAGGCCUGCCCCGACAAGGGCUCUCAGGAACACAUGGCACUCUGUGGAGAGAAGCCGGGAGAGUACAUCAAUCCUAUGACCAAUGAGACCAAGCCCAUCAAUGAGUGUGACAUCAUGCCACAGUUAUGCAAACCUGGUACUUGUCACGAUACUCCCACUGGAUUCCAGUGUGGUUGUGAUCACGGCUACGAGCACGACAACACUUCCCACCUAUGCCGCGACAUCGACGAGUGCGCGGACGGGCGGGGCCCGUGCCGCGGGCUGGCGCAGUGCGUGAACUUGCCCGGCGCGUACGAGUGCCGCUGCCCGCCCGGGUACGCGCUGUCCGCCACGCUUGACGAGUGCGACGACGUGGACGAGUGUGCCGACCAGAGGCUGUGUGAACAUGGAGACUGUAAGAACACUAUUGGAUCAUACAGAUGUGAGUGCAAACCCGGCUACACACUCCGCGACAACGUGUGCCGCGACGUGGACGAGUGUGCCCGUCCGCGCCCGAUGUGCCGCAACGGUACUUGCGAGAACCUGCCCGGGUCUUACACUUGCCACUGUGAUGAAGGGUUCAAGCCAGGCGCUAAUAAUGAUUGUAUUGACAUCAACGAGUGUCGCGAGGGCGGCAUGGUGUGCCGCAACGGUCGCUGCCGCAACACGGCGGGCUCCUUCCGCUGCGACUGCGCCGCCGGCUACGCGCUCAGCCCCGACGCCCGCCACUGCCGCGACGUCGACGAGUGCUCCGAGCUGCCGCAUCCCUGCGGCAGGGAUGGAUCGCCUUCCUGUACUAAUACUAAUGGCGGUUACGAAUGUUCAUGCGGUGCCGGCUGGCGACUAGUAGGAAGACGCUGCGUGGACCGCGACGAGUGCAAGGAGAUACAAUACGUGUGUGCUGGUGGCGAGUGCAGAAACUUUAAUGGAGGUUACGUGUGUGACUGUCCACCCGGCUGGCGUUUCGACAAGGCAGCGGCCAUCUGCGUGGACGAACGCAAGGAACUCUGCUACGACGAGUGGGACUCGGGACGAUGCCAUCGAGCUAGACCUCUGCAGCUCGGAAGACCCGAGUGUUGUUGUUCUGAAGGUGCUGCUUGGGGCAGAUAUUGUGAACGUUGUCCGGCUCCUGACUCGCCUGAAUUCCUUAGAAUUUGUCAAGGUGGAAUGGGAAGACCAAAUCUUACUCAGGACUUGGACGAGUGUAAAGUCCGUCCAGACGUGUGCCGCGGCGGUCGUUGCAUCAACACGGACGGUUCCUUCCGCUGCGAGUGUCCUCCCGGCUACGUGCUCGACGGCAGUGGACUCGUGUGUGUGGACGCUGAUGAGUGUGCUGCUGACCCCAGGAUAUGCGGCAACGGCACCUGCACUAAUACUCCCGGAGGAUAUGAGUGUAGAUGCAACUUUGGAUUCACGCAGGGACCUGAUGGGACAUGUGUAGACAUAGACGAGUGCAUGGAAGGGCGUGCUACCUGCACGUUCCGCUGCCACAACACGCUGGGCUCGUUCCGCUGCACGUGCCCCUACGGGUACGAGGUGGCGCCCGACGGCGUGCACUGCAAGGACAUCGACGAGUGUGCUCAGGACCCCCGGGUCUGUCCGCAUGCCUGCGAGAAUGUUGUGGGCUCUUAUAUUUGCAAGUGCCCUGAAGGCUACAGACGCACAUCAUCCCCCCACGAUGCACCCGACGCGUGCGAGGACAUCGACGAGUGCUCGGACAACCCCGACAGGUGCGCACCCGGCGUCUGCAUCAACAGCGAGGGAGGGUUCGCGUGUGAUUGUGAUGCUGGGUAUGAACCCAGUGAGGACGGCAUGGCUUGUAUUGAUCACCGCACAGGCAUGUGUCACCGCUCGCUGGUGUCGGGGCGCUGCAUGCCGGAGCCGUGGCCGCGGUCCAUCGCGUCCACGCCCGUGCCACCCGCACAUGUUACCAAAGCACAGUGCUGCUGCACGCUGGGUGUAGCCUGGGGUCCUGAGUGCGAACUGUGUCCGGCGCCGGGCAGCCCGGAGCGUCGCACGCUGUGUACUCCGGAGAACCUGCAGCCCGGGCGGCCCGGCCUGGUGCCCGGCGUGCCGGGCCUGGUCGGCGAGAACCACGGCAUGGGCACCGACAUGUACGACGUAGAUGAGUGCGCUGCUAUGCCCGGACUCUGUGCACCUGGCAGGUGUAUCAAUACUAUUGGAAGUUUCCGCUGCGUGUGCGGGCGCGGCUACAAGGCGGCGGGCGAGGUGUGCGCGGACGUGGACGAGUGCGCGGCGCGGCCGGCGCCGUGCGAGCAGCUGUGCCGCAACUCCGAGGGCUCCUACGCCUGCCUGUGCCGCGCCGGCUACGAGCUCGACGAGGACGGCGCCGCCUGCAGGGACGUGGACGAGUGUACUAGGGGCACGCACACGUGUCAGCAGAUCUGCAGCAAUACGGAUGGCUCGUAUGAGUGCUCGUGUCAGGAUGGCUAUGAGAAGAGGGGUGAUGCUUGUGUUGAUGUGAAUGAAUGCCACGAAGAAGGUCUAUGCCCACCCCCUGGUAAAUGCGUGAACUUGCUGGGUUCGUACCGCUGCGUGUGCCCGCGCGGGUUCCGACUGGACCUGGAGGGUACGCGCUGCCUGGACCGCGACGAGUGCGACGACGGCCGCUGCCAGGCGCCUUGUAGGAACUACGCCGGAGGGUACCGCUGCGACUGUCCUGCUGGUACAACGCGUUCGUCGAGCGGCGUGUGCGUGCCGCAGGACGCGUGUGCGGCGUCGCCGUGCGGCGCGUCGCCGUGCUUCGCGGUGGCCGGCGCCUACCGCUGCGGCUGCCCCGCCGGGUACGGCUGGGACGCCGGACACGCCGUGUGUCUGCAGCUGGCAGGUGGUUGCGCGACGGCAAGCUGUCUGUACGGGUGCAACUCGUUCGGCGACUCGUACCAGUGCGGCUGUCCAGCCGGCUACCAGCUCGUGGGUGCCGGGCACUGCCUCACGGCGCUGGACGGCGCCCUGCCGCCCGGCGACAUCGGCGACGCGCCCGUCUUCCCCGUCAGGGACCAGUACAAGAUCGGAGGGGAUAAGGACUUGAUAUCUACUGAGGGAUGCUUCAGUUGUAAGGUGAACGGCAGAAGACGAAGGGCUCCAGAUGAGGCGAUUGUAUACGCGAACGGCACAAUGAUCGUCAGGAAACGCAAGAGGCGUAGUCGCCGUCGUCGUUCCAUCCUGGAGCCGGAAGCAGAGCUGAUCGUGGUAUCGGCGACUCCCCAACAGACUUGGGGCCGAGCUCCCUUGCUGCGGCUGGUGCCGGCCGAGGGUGGCGCCCGGCCACACUACAGGAUCGCUUAUGGAGACCAGGACAAGGACUUCUUGCUGUCCAAGAGAGACGGCGCCUGGGCACUCAGGCUUAGGAGGCAUCUCAAGAAAGAGGUGGUACUAGAGCGUCAGUUGGAGCUGGAGGCGCGGUUCGUGGCGCCGCCCGACGCGCGCCGCGGCCGCGGCGGCCGAGCCCGGCGCCACGCCGACGUGCCCGCGCCGCUGCGCCUCUACGUGUCCGUGCGCGUCGCGCCCAGCCAGCGCUGAACUGCGGGGACCUGCCUCACCGGGGAUACCUGACACGCCACGCACAUAUGUCAAAAAAAUAAAUAAAAAUAAAUCCAUUUGAGGAUACUUCAAACUCGGUAAAAAUAUAUCGAUCAAAUUUAUUAAUGAGCCGAAUUGCACAUUCUUUUUAAAUACAUAACAACAUGGAGAAGUUAAGAAAAUUUUGCAUAAAAAAAUAUACAUAUAUGUUAGAAAUCUUUUUUAAAUCGUUCACGAAAAUACUUAUGUGCAUAGCGGUGUCAUCUAUCCAAUUCUAGGCGAGUUACUCGAGAGAUGUUUCCUGCAACUUCUCUAGUGUCCAGUAGUGAGACUUGUAAAUAUACUCCUUAUUUAUAACACUGCCAACGUUCAACGACUGCCAAUCCCUGUGUAAAUUAUAAAAGUAGACAUUUCUAAAUCAAUUAACGCUAAGUUCACCGAUUGGAAUGUAUCGAUUAAGUCUCACUACCGAUUGAAAUUGAUGUGUCAUUGAAAUGAUAGACUGGUUCUGUUUAAUGUGUGACUAAAUAUUAUGUGUCGACGGAAUUGUUUUAAUGUUCGCGUGACGAUCGAUUCAGUGACUGCGAUUAUUUAUCGAUCAGGUUUUUAUUUUUAAUAUUAGGAAAAUGGCCGUCCCCACAAAAUAUUUGCCGCACGUUCCCAUCGGGCCAACAGGCCUCGUCGGCAGUAUUAAAUAAUUUGUGUGAGAUUGAAUGCAUAAUACGUAGUUAGUCGACUCUCAUACCGAAGUCUGGGACGUAUCGAUGUUUCAUAUAAAAUACAAUUAUUUUAUAAUAUUAACGAUACAACACUAGUUAAUUUCCCAUUGAAAUGAAAAGCCAGUGAAUAAGUUUAUUCUCAUUAUGAUAAGCGAACUAAUGUUUUACUUUAAAGUCUUUUUCUUUUUGCAUUAUUUAAAGGGCACAAACACAGAACCCACACGCUUUUGAAAUUUAUUAAUUUAUUCAAAUUUAUUGCUGUAUCAGUUAAGAUUAAUUAAAAUGCCUCAUCGUUAUUGAAAGGAAAAGGACUUUAAAUAUUGAAUUAUUUAUUUUUUUAUUGCAGUUAUUUCUCUAUGUAGGUUCACUCAAUGGAUAUUUGAUACAUUUUAUGUGAGAUAUUUUUAUACAUUUUUAUCAUCGUUUGGCACUUAUUAGUCGUUCUCUAAAAAGUACAAAAACCAAUGCAAUAGUCUUGUUUGUAAAUAUGUGUAUACAAAUAUUAAAAUUAAUAUAAAAUAUUUAGCUAUUUUAGUAAGAAAUAUUUUAAGAAUUAUUUUAACGUAGUUGUAAGACGAAGUGGAUCAAAAUCAAAUUAAUAAAUUUUUAAUUCGA